AUGGAAAUGGCUUUUACUGCACAGCUGCUUCUGCUGUCCUCAUUGUUUCUACAACCAGUUCUAGCGCUUUCCCAAACUAAUGGUAGCAUAGCAGUUGGUGGUUCUCUUACUGCAACUGCAGAAGGAAACUCCUCCUCAUCAUGGCUUUCUCCAUCUGGUGAUUUUGCCUUUGGAUUUCGGCCACUUGGAAACAAUGAUCUUUUCUUGCUUUCAAUAUGGUAUGCCAAAAUACCAGACAGAACCAUAGUUUGGUAUGCAAAUAAUAACCCUGUAGGUGCACCUGCUGCACCUCUGGGAUCAACUGUGAAUUUGACUGCUCACAGUGGACUAGUGCUCACACGUCCUCGAGGCGAAGAGUUAUGGAAAUCUGAAAACAUAGUUGGUGUUGUUGCCAAUGGGGUUUUCAAUGAUACCGGCAACUUUGUUCUUGAAGAUGACAGUUCGAAGAAGUUGUGGGAGUCUUUCAAGAAUCCUACUGAUACUAUAUUGCCUGGACAGAUAAUUGAAAGAGAAGGAAACCUUGCUUCUCGACAAUCGGAGACUAACUAUUCCAACGGACGGUUCCAGCUACAGUUGCAGCCAGACGGGAACCUGCUGCUCAACUCCGUAAACUUCACAACGGGGUCUACUAACAGACCGUACUAUGUAAGCGCCACUACCAAGGGGACAGUGCCAGGAAGUGAAGGUAAACAGUUGGUUUUCAAUGACUCAGGCUGCAUAUAUGUCCUGAGAGAGAAUGGUGGAAAAUUCGCAUUGGGAAAUACUAGGGUCUCAGCAAUGGCCUAUUAUACUAGAGCAACUCUUAACUUUGAUGGGGUUUUUGCUCAGUAUGUUCACCCAAAGACUUUUUCUGGCAAUGCAAGCUGGGAACCUCUUUGGUCACUGCCAGAAAAUAUUUGCCUGGAUAUUGAUGCUGAUAAAGGUCCUGGGGUUUGUGGACUCAAUAGUAUCUGCACAUUCAGUCCAGCAGAUAAGAGGCCAAAAUGUGAAUGCCCAAGAGGGUUCUCUUUGCAUGAUCCAAAUGACCUAUACGGAAUCUGCGAACCCGAUUUCGGAAAAAACUCAAUCGAACCUGUUGGAAAAAGGAGUUGCCCCUCUCAUAUGGGAGAGUGGAUAGCAGUCUACAUGCAAGUUGCAACGGCCUACAUCAAAUUCAGGAAGGACAAUUCAACUCGACCAGUCCCUCCAUCGCCAAGUCCAGAUGAUAAGAAGAAUAAGCAGACCACUUUCUUGGGUGUACGACCGGUGAUUUCAGCUACCGCUCUCGUGGUUUGUCUUGUUUUAAUUGCUGCUGCAUUUUCUCUUGGACUAUACUUCACUUUUCAGAAGAAACAGGUCAGGAUUAUGCAAAGUGGUUUGAACAUAAAUUUGCGUCCUUUUAGUUACCAAGAGCUUCACGAAGCUACAAAUGGAUUCACGGAAGAAUUAGGAAGGGGUACUUUUGGGGUAGUUUACAAAGGAAUAAUACAAAAUGGUUCUCAAGUCCAAGUGGCAGUGAAGAAGCUACGCUGCGUGAAACAAGAUGGUGAUGAGGAAUUCAAGGCAGAAGUGAAUGUAAUUGGGAAGACACAUCACAAGAAUCUGGUACGUCUGCUCGGAUAUUGUGACGAGGGACAACAACGUUUACUAGUAUAUGAACUCUUGAGCAAUGGCACAUUAGCAAGCUUCCUUUUUGCUGAUGUGAAACCAAGUUGGGGGCAACGAAUCAAAAUUGCUUUUGGAAUUGCCAAAGGACUUGAGUACUUGCAUGAAGAGUGCAGAACCCCAAUCAUCCAUUGCGAUAUAAAGCCUCAGAACAUACUUCUUGACGAUAAUUGCACUGCCCGGAUCGCUGAUUUUGGAUUGGCAAAGCUUUUGAUGAUGAAUCAGAGCCACACUCAUACUGCCAUCCGAGGAACAAAAGGGUAUGUUGCACCCAAGUGGUUUAGGAACAUGCCAAUCACUACCAAAGUUGAUGUGUAUAGCUUUGGUGUUGUACUACUAGAGAUCAUCUGCUGUAGGAGAAGCGUCGAUGUGGAAAAUAACUGCGAAGGGAAAGCAAUUUUAACCAAUUGGGUUUAUGAUUGCUACCAAGAAGGAAAAAUAGAUGCUGUUCUAGAUCACAAAACUGAGGCUUUGCAUGAUAAAAAGAAUCUGGAAAAGAGUGUGAUGGUUGCUAUUUGGUGCAUCCAAGAAGACCCGUCUCUUCGGCCGACUAUGAGGAAGGUUGUGCAGAUGCUUGAAGGAGUAGUGGAAGUGCAUGCUCCACCAUGUCCUUCGUCAUACACCAGUUCAGCCUGAAACCAGCUUUCUUAUCAAAGCCAAAGCCAAAGCCAAAGGUAUCCCAAAAACUAUCAAGGUCAUUUCAAGCUUUACACCCAUCACUGCAUGUGUUCUCUGCAUCUGAAUUUUCAGAGAAAAUCUCUCAUCUUGUUCUUU
This is a messenger RNA of Prunus dulcis (almond), 2418 nucleotides long. Its product is annotated as G-type lectin S-receptor-like serine/threonine-protein kinase RLK1. Gene Ontology annotation, molecular function: ATP binding; protein serine/threonine kinase activity. The coding region runs from base 1 to 2280 and encodes 759 amino acids. The transcript has 2 exons. The record is from RefSeq and is a predicted model, not a curated record. NCBI's taxonomy places the organism in Eukaryota, Viridiplantae, Streptophyta, Magnoliopsida, Rosales, Rosaceae. Gene Ontology annotation, biological process: protein phosphorylation.